CACUUCCCAGCCUCUUGAACGCCUAACAAUAUCAUUGGCUGCACGCUGUGUGCUAAGAGCUGAUCUCCACCAGUGUUCUUUUUUCCUUUCAGUAGGAUGGAAUGCCUGUACAUCAAACCUGCAGCUCUAUUGGAUGAGCUGCUGUUGCCCAGGCAAUGAUUGUGACCAAACACUUGUCACAGAAGUCUGAGAGCCCGCUGCUUAAUGAGCCCUGGGAACCUGCAUCUCGGAGGAAAUAAAGCAGCUCCGAUCACAAGAGAAAAGCAUCUGGAAAGCACUUUCAAGCUGGUAAUGGAGUGAUCUACUAUCCUUUGCGGGAUCAGAGGAAGUGCUGACUUUCAUACAACAUCCCUUGAGUUGUGGACAAUGGAGGAGUUGACCAGUAACGUGGAAGGCAAGGAUGCACCUGUGAAAGCUGUAGAUGCAUCCAUGGAAGCUGAAGAUCCAGCUCUAGAAGCCAUCAGGAAGGCAGCAGAGUCUAUUGUGAAAAAUGUUAUCAGAGAUGCAAUAUACACUAUUAGACACCUGCAAAAGACAGAGGCAGUUCCAGGAAUCAAAUAUCCAGUACCAAAUAUUACAUGGAUGAAGUGCAAGGAUUUCACAGUAUUUAAUGGACUGGCACAGAUUGAGGAUUAUUUAAAAACAUGGGAGCUUCAUGAGAGCUGGCUACAUUGGACAAACUAUAUCAGCGAAGAGGAACUGGAGUAUUCCACGAGAUACUUUUACCGGGUCCGCUGGAGUAUCCCAACCUGUAGAAAGCCCAUCCCACGAGCAACAGCAUGUGUCUAUUUCGUCAUAGAGAUUUCCAAAAUCAGACCAUCAACAUUGCCUGUUGAAGUAUUCUUUGUGGUGGAGACGAAUAAGCUAAUUCACAGGCCAGGAGAGUCUCGAUUCAAAGAAAAAUGGCUCAAAGAUGUGAUUGAAAGCAAAAUAAUCAUGAUGGAGACCAUCACUUUUUAGUUCCUCUAGAAUUGUUACAAACUAAAAACUCUCUUUUAGGUUUUCUGUUAGUUUUUAUAAAUAAAAGUUGUGCAUAUCUGUA
Messenger RNA from Podarcis raffonei (Aeolian wall lizard), 1042 nucleotides. RefSeq names its product A-kinase anchoring protein 14 (gene AKAP14). Gene Ontology annotation, molecular function: protein kinase A regulatory subunit binding. Gene Ontology annotation, cellular component: cAMP-dependent protein kinase complex. Bases 367 to 960 code for a protein of 197 amino acids. The record is from RefSeq and is a predicted model, not a curated record. NCBI's taxonomy places the organism in Eukaryota, Metazoa, Chordata, Lepidosauria, Squamata, Lacertidae. The transcript is spliced from 6 exons.